UCGAUGUAUUUCAUUGUCUUCGCUAUCUUGCCCAACUGGUUCACAGCAGACAGCAUGGUUGACAUGGAGAAUUGGCCAGAAAUAGAGAAAGCAGCGACAGAGAAGAGGCGUGAACUAGUUUUCCAAGGUCCAACUUUCAACGAGAGAAUUUCCUGUGACGGGGGCCUCCCCCCGGCUCUCUACUCCCUCGCGCUGCUCAAUUAUCUGGAAGUUAGCCAGUGCCCGAAUUUGACAGAGAUCCACGAGGACAUCCAGCGUCUGACGAACCUCCAAAGCCUCAUCCUGUGCAGGAACAGGCUCUCCUCCGUCCCGAAUGUCGUCGGGAUGCUCAAGUCCUUGAAGGUCCUGGACCUUUCGGUCAACAGCCUCAGCAGUCUGCCGGAGGGAGUCACUCAGUUGAAGGAGCUAACCACUCUCAACGUGAGCUGCAACAGCCUGGAAGUUCUGCCGGAGGGGCUGAGCCGGUGCACCAAGCUUUCCAACAUCAACGUCUCCAAGAAUCGCCUCACCGGCUUCCCCGCGGAUUUCUACUCCGAGAAACUGGACCUGCUCAGCAUACUGAUCGCCUCGGACAACUCCAUUGAGCAGCUGAGUGGAGAUGUGCUCAAGCUAGCCGCUAUAAAGGUGCUGGACCUCUCCAACAACAAGCUGAAGGAGAUCCCCUCCGAUCUGAGCGACUGCGCCAAGCUGAAGGAGAUCAACUUCAAAGGCAACAAGUUGAGUGACAAGCGGCUGGAGAAGAUGGUCAACGGCUGUCAGACCAAGUCCAUCCUCGACUACCUCAGAGGAAAAGGAAAAGGGAAACAAGGAGAGGAAGGAGGUGACGCCGACGGGGGUCGCAAGGCAGACAAGGGCAAAAGGCAGCAGAGGAAGAAGAAGGAGAAGGUGGGAGAUCAACAAGACGAGACGGAGGAACUGAACAAGAUGGUGGUCAGGGUCCUCCAUGUUUCGGACAGUCCCACUGCCCUCUCCGUCACGGUGAGCGCGGAGGUGAAAGAUGUUCGACCGUACCUGGUGUGCUGCGUGGUCACGGGCAUGAACCUAAAGGCUGGGAACGCUCUCAAGCGCUUCCUGGUCGCUCAGACGAAGCUUCAUGAUGACUUGUGCGGUAAAAGGACCACCGCAACCAUUGCAACUCAUGAUGUGCAGCUCAUCAAAGCUCCGCUGACGUAUGAUGUCAAACGACCCAUCGAGCUGAAGGUUGUGUCGCUGGGACGCAAGGAGAUGACGGCUGUCGAGCUGAUAAGACAACUUCAGGUUGAGGCCGACGAACUGAGGAAGCAGAAGAGGAGGCAGAACGUCACUGGCCUCCACAAGUACCUGCAACUUCUGCAGGGAAAAGCGAUGUAUCCCUGCAUAGUGGAUGCAGAGGGACAUGUGAUCUCAUUCCCACCUAUAACCAACAGUGAGAAAACCAAGAUCAAGAAGACGACUAAAGAGUUGUUCUUGGAGGUGACGAGUGCAGUCAGCCUUCAGACCUGCAAAGAUGUUAUGGAUGCUCUGAUCGUGAAAAUGGCAGAGUUGAACAAGUUCACGGCAGAGCACCGCGAGGAGGCGGGGUCAGACGGGGAAGGGGACGGCCCACAAGACCCGGCCGCCAGCAGCGAGCCCUCCAGUGAGCUGACGGUGCAGCAGGUCCGCACGCUGGACCAGGACGGGAACCUGAAAGUUGUCUACCCGUCCAAGACCGACCUUUGCAACAACAUUAGCAACGUGAACGUGAUUUGGUAGACAACCUGCAUUAUUUGCACUCAUUGAGAUAAAGUCAUUUUAAAAGAUUAGCUAGCGGAAGUUUGUCAACAUGCAAUGUGUUUUGUGGAACUUGCUGGUUCCACAAAACACAAUCAAUAAGUCAAACUAUCAUUAAAUAGACCAACUUUGUAUAAUUUACAUCUGAAAACUAGUCUGUACUGAAAAGUAAAUUUCUUCAAAGCCACUUUACCUUUGACCGGUCACAUGUCCGUAAUACUGGAAGAUUUGUGUUACCACACACGCUUAUAGCAGCAAGUGAUGUCUGAC
This is a messenger RNA of Pungitius pungitius (ninespine stickleback), 2019 nucleotides long. It is a transcript of the gene lrrc47, whose product is annotated as leucine rich repeat containing 47. The transcript has 7 exons. The coding region runs from base 4 to 1731 and encodes 575 amino acids. Gene Ontology annotation, biological process: phenylalanyl-tRNA aminoacylation. NCBI's taxonomy places the organism in Eukaryota, Metazoa, Chordata, Actinopteri, Perciformes, Gasterosteidae. The record is from RefSeq and is a predicted model, not a curated record. Gene Ontology annotation, molecular function: RNA binding; phenylalanine-tRNA ligase activity; protein binding.